GGUAGGAUUAUCCCCUGGGAUUAAAUGACUCCCAGUAUAAAAUACUAUUUACUAAUUUCAAAUACAACCUAAAACGCACCAGAAUUUUUGGACCUAUCAAAAAGUAACAGAAUUCUGACGGUGAUUGCACUAUCUAUAUUUAAAAUGUUUUUGGUUCUUGUAAGUUGGAGGGGAUACAAACAAAGAAUUGGGUCAUUGCUAACUUCACAGUUGUGUAUAGCUCUUUGUUUUGUUCGUAAGUCGCUACAGAGUCGGUUAUGAACGUAAAAGCGCGUAUUGUCUUGUGUAAAACGAUGUUUUGUUGGAUUUAGUGGCUGCAGGGUUGUUUGCUUCGAGUUUGGUUGGGGUGAGAUGGAGAAAUUGCUUUAAAUUUGAAUGUUUCGUUUUGUUGUGAGAAGUUAGUUGUGCAAUAGUACCACUACCCCGGAAAUAUUUGUUGGGGACUUGAUGUAAUACUGCUAUUUCAUUGUGUCAUUCACAGUCAACCGAGUAAGAGUCACUUUUCAAAGUGAUUUUAAGAGUUUUGUGUAAAUUUUUGGCCAUCACAUUAAGUAGUAAGAGAUCAGCAGCUAUUAAGUGUACGCAAAAGCAUCCGGGUUUUAGGCCUGCUCCUUUAUUUGCUCUAACCGAAUUUUGCUAAUACAACAAAAUUAUUGGGUAUGGUAACGUGUGUUCAUUGACAAACAAAAAUACUACAAUGGACCACAUUAGCAAAAAGGGGAGCAAGCCUUUACCGGAUGCUGGGAACAUGAAGUACCUAGCCUUCAAACUUGAAGAAGCUUUAGCAGCUGAGCAGCUAGUCUGCAAGCAAAACUUACUACUAAUUCAAGAAGACCGUAAGCCAGGGGAAGUAACAAUAGCAUCUCGUGAUGGUGCUGUACACAUAUUCAGAUUCCUCAGGAUCUGGUUUGAUUUACCUUCAACAGUAUUCUUCAACGCAGCUUUAUACCUAGACCAAUUCCUCGCUAAAAUCAAGGUACAGGAAAGAUACCUAAAAUGCGUGACGAUUAGUUGUUUCUACGUAGCCGCGACGAACGCUGGCUACGAUGUAGACAAACUUCAAUUGGUCAACGUAUCCCAGAGCAAAUGUUCAGUCAAUGAUAUGCUGCGGAUGGCGGAAAAAGUCGAGCAAAAAUUGAAAAUCGGCAACGCCGACAUCCCGUCCACUUGCGCGGACUUCCUGGACAUCUACGUGGACAUCUUGGAGAUGGUCACGACCGUUUGCGACGCGCCGUUUGUUUUUGCGACGAGAGAAACCCUACUGACGAGACUGGAAGUUCUGAUGACCGAUCACAGGUGCGCGUUUUACAGGCCUUCAAUGUUGGCACUCGCCCUUGUGCAAAUCGAAAUCGAACGGCAGAUGGGAGAGAUGUCGGAAAAGUCGCUCUACUAUUUGCAGGACAUGGUCAACGUCUUCGUGGUCAUAGCCGAAAUUCAGCACACCUGCCAGAUAAGAACCGGCGAAAUGGUGAAUUGUUACAACAGCGCGUGCUCCACGCUUAGCCAGUACGACAACCAAGAAAAGGCGAAGCACUCUCAAAACUUAAUGUGGCGGUUUUCCUCGUCAACUUACGCCCUGUGCAAUAAAUACAGGUACAACCGCAACGCGCAUUAUUUGCUCGACACGAUCGAGGAGCAGUUCCAGUGAAUUUGUCAGUGUACAUCACCAUUGAAACCUUCAUUUCAAAUUUCAAGCGAUAUAAGCACUUUAUUAGAUUGUAGAGAAACG
Molecule: messenger RNA, 1729 nt
Organism: Brassicogethes aeneus
Lineage: Eukaryota; Metazoa; Arthropoda; Insecta; Coleoptera; Nitidulidae
Source: the annotation of a GenBank genome assembly